Molecule: messenger RNA, 2680 nt
Organism: Urocitellus parryii (Arctic ground squirrel)
Lineage: Eukaryota; Metazoa; Chordata; Mammalia; Rodentia; Sciuridae
Gene: Hal
Product: histidine ammonia-lyase
Biological process (GO): L-histidine catabolic process
Cellular component (GO): cytoplasm
Molecular function (GO): histidine ammonia-lyase activity
Source: RefSeq, a predicted model, not a curated record
UGGAUAAAAACUCUCCCUCCCAAGACUAUCUCCCGGGAAGAAAGAGCUCUCGUUGCAGCGGCCUCACUGGGCCACGGGACUGCAGGAGCGGAGCAAUGCCCAGGUACACGGUGCAUGUGCGAGGGGAAUGGCUGGCGGUGCCCUGCACCGACCCACAGCUCACAGUGGGCUGGCUAGGCCGUGAGGCCGUGCGACGCUACGUGAAGAACAAGCCAGACAAUGGUGGCUUUGCCUCCGUGGACGCUGUGCGCUUCCUUGUGCGCCGGUGCAAGGGCCUGGGCCUGCUGGACAAUGAGGAUCUGCUGGAGGUGGCCCUGGAGGACAAUGAGUUUGUGGAAGUGGUCAUAGAAGGCGAUGCAAUGUCCCCUGACUUCAUUCCCUCUCAGCCGGAAGGAGUUUACCUAUACAGCAAAUACCGGGAGCCUGAAAAGUACAUUGACUUAGAUGGGGACAGUCUGACCACAGAGGAUCUGGUCAACUUGGGAAAGGGACACUACAAAAUAAAGCUCACUCCAAUUGCUGAAAAGAAGGUACAGGAAUCCAGGGAAGUCAUAGACAGCAUCAUAAAGGAAAAAACAGUUGUUUAUGGCAUUACUACAGGUUUUGGGAAAUUUGCCAGAACUGUCAUACCUGUCAAUAAGCUACAGGAGCUUCAGGUCAACUUGGUUCGUUCCCACUCUUCAGGUGUUGGGAAACCGCUCAGUCCUGAGAGGUGCCGGAUGCUCCUGGCUUUAAGGAUUAAUGUCUUAGCCAAAGGAUACAGUGGCAUUUCCCUGGAGACCCUCAAACAAGUUAUUGAAGCCUUUAAUGCCUCCUGCCUUUCCUACGUUCCAGAGAAAGGCACUGUUGGUGCCAGUGGAGACCUCGCCCCGCUCUCUCAUCUGGCUCUUGGGCUAAUUGGAGAAGGGAAGAUGUGGUCUCCAAAGAGCGGCUGGGCUGAUGCUAAAUAUGUCCUGGAAGCUCACGGAUUGAAACCAAUUGUUCUGAAACCAAAAGAGGGCCUGGCACUCAUCAAUGGGACGCAGAUGAUCACCUCCCUGGGCUGUGAAGCUGUAGAGAGAGCCAGUGCCAUCGCCAGGCAGGCUGACAUUGUGGCGGCCCUGACCCUGGAGGUGCUGAAGGGAACCACCAAAGCCUUUGAUACCGACAUUCAUGCUGUCCGCCCUCACCGUGGGCAAAUUGAAGUGGCUUUUCGGUUUCGAUCUCUGUUGGACUCAGAUCACCACCCUUCAGAGAUAGCAGAGAGCCACAGGUUCUGUGACCGUGUUCAGGAUGCCUACACCUUGCGUUGCUGUCCACAGAUCCAUGGUGUGGUGAAUGACACCAUAGCGUUUGUGAAAGACAUCAUUACCACCGAACUGAACAGUGCAACAGAUAAUCCUAUGGUCUUUGCCAGUCGGGGAGAGACAAUUUCUGGAGGAAAUUUCCACGGUGAAUACCCAGCCAAAGCCCUUGACUAUUUGGCCAUCGGCGUCCAUGAACUUGCUGCGAUUAGUGAAAGAAGAAUCGAAAGGCUCUGUAACCCCUCCCUCAGUGAGCUGCCUGCUUUCCUGGUGGCUGAAGGUGGUCUGAACUCUGGCUUCAUGAUAGCCCACUGCACAGCCGCAGCCCUUGUUUCUGAGAACAAGGCUCUGUGCCACCCCUCAUCUGUGGACUCGCUCUCUACCAGUGCUGCCACRGAGGAUCACGUCUCCAUGGGAGGGUGGGCAGCCAGGAAGGCCCUCCGGGUCAUUGAACACGUGGAACAAGUGCUGGCCAUUGAGCUCCUUGCAGCCUGCCAGGGCAUAGAGUUCCUACGACCCCUGAGAACAACCACUCCACUGGAGAAGGUCUAUGACCUGGUGCGCUCUGUUGUAAGGCCCUGGAUAAAAGAUCGCUUCAUGGCUCCAGACAUCGAGGCGGCACACAGGCUGCUCCUGGAACAGAAGGUUUGGGACGUAGCUGUACCCUACAUCGAGAAAUACAGAAUGGAGCAUAUUCCAGAAUCAAGACCUAUUUCUCCAACAGCCUUUUCACUGGAAUCUCUACACAAGACCACCAAAAUCCCAGAGUCYGAGGAUCUUUAAUGGCUGGGUCAGAUCAGCUUAGCAGAUCAGAUGGCCCUUAGCUGAACACAAAACAAGUACGGCAAUGAGGGAAAACCUGAGAACUUUCCUAGGUGGAUCAGUCUAUUAUACACUGCAGAUAUCCUGGAUCCUGCUCUGGCUAAGCCAAUGGCAUUAUUACAGAUGCUGAGUCCAGCUCUGUGUUCCCAUUGCCACAGCUUGAGAUGCGCCAGGWGUCCUCAGGUGGAAGGACUUUUCUUUCUUUCUUAACAAUAUCAUUAGGCUGCUUAUUCUUAAGAAUAGCCACAGUUGCAAUGGGUCUGUUUUUAACUCUUAGUGUUAGAUGAACUCAAUUGAAAACAAAUUGACAGCAUUUUGUUUCCCCCCCCCAAAAAAAAAAAAAAACUUUGUUAGCGAAUCUUAUUAUUUUUUUAAUUCACUUCCACAAGCUAGUUGACUUUCUUUAGCUGAUCGUAUUAUGCUAUAGGACUAAUGUUUCUUAUUAUGCCCUUCUAAACAACCAUUUUAAGUCAUAAUUUGUUCUUAAGGUGCUAUUCCUUUUAUUAGUUGAAUUGAAGAAUAGUCCAUAGGUUUUUUUUUUAGCAGUUAAGUACAGAGGUGGUAAAAACCACCCA